Molecule: messenger RNA, 1203 nt
Organism: Equus caballus (horse)
Lineage: Eukaryota; Metazoa; Chordata; Mammalia; Perissodactyla; Equidae
Source: RefSeq, a predicted model, not a curated record
UAAAUCCGCAGAUCCGUUCAUUAGGUUACUCCUUUCUGCCCGUGGAUGCUGAUGAGUGGUGCCCACUUAACUGUGAAAAAGACUUUUGCUGGGGCAUUAAAGAAGACACUGAAGAACAUCACCUAAGAGAUUAUUUUGAACAGUAUGGGAAAAUUGAAGUGAUUGAAAUCAUGACUGACAGAGGCAGUGGCAAGAAGAGAGGAUUUGCUUCUGUGACUUUUGACGAUCAUGACUCCGUAGACAAGAUUGUCAUUCAGAAAUACCAUACUGUGAACGGCCAUAUCUAUGAAGUUAGGAAAGCCCUAUCUAAGCAAGAGAUGGCUAGUGCUUCGUCCAGCCAAAGAGAUCGAAGUGGUUCCGGAAAUUUUGGUGGUGGUCUUAGAGGUGGUUUUGGUGAGAAUGACAACUUCGGUCACGGAGGAAACUUCAGUGGUCAAGGUGACUUUGGUGGCAGCCAUGGUGGUGGUGGAUAUGGUGGCAGUGCGGAUGGCUAUAAUGGAUUUAGUAAUGAUGGAAGCAAUUUUGGAGGUGGCGGAAGCUACAAUGAUUUUGGCAAUUACAACAAUCAAUCUUCAGAUUUUGGACCCAUGAAAAGAGGAAAUUUCAGAGACGGAAGCUCUGGCCCCUAUGAUGGUGGAGGCCAAUACUUUGACAAACCACCUUGAUUUCGUGGUUUCAAAGAACAGUUUCACAGUUAAGUGGGCACCAGGUCUUUGAGAAUCUUCUCUUGAGACGGCCCUCUUUGGUUCCACAACUCUUCCAUCCGCCUUGUGUGGCCUUGCAUUCAUAGCUGCAUCCACCUCCUCCACAGUGGCGUACAUGACAAAGCCAAAGCCUCUAGAGCUCUUGGUGUUUGGAUCUCUCAUUACCACACAGUCUGUGAGCAUUCCCCAUUGCUCAAAAUGGCUCCUGAGACUCUCAUUGGUUGUUUCAAAGCUCAAACGUCCGAUGAAGAGCUUUCACAACUGUUUGGGCUCUUUGGGAGACUCUGACUUAGACAUGACUGCAGUGGGAGGGGAGACUAACGAUGCUUACUCGUCGGCAUCCACUGGCAGAAAGGAGUAACCUAACGAACGGAUCUGUGGAUUUAUCUUUUAAAUGAAUGCUUGGAAGAGAAAAAAUGAUGUUGACUGGGUCAAGUGCACAUUCAUUUAUAAAUUGUGUGUCAGCUGAUGAGUAGAUAAACAAAAUAUAGUAGAUCCA